CGUCUUCUGGCUCGGAAGACGAAGGCUCGGUGCAGGGUGACUCCCAGGGGACCCCCACCUCCAGCCAGGGCAGCAUCAACAUGGAGCACUGGAUCAGCCAGGCCAUCCACGGCUCCACCACCUCCACGACCUCUUCCUCUUCUACCCAAAGUGGGGGGAGCGGCGCCGCCCACAGGCUGGCCGACGUCAUGGCCCAGACGCACAUAGAAAAUCACUCUGCACCUCCUGACGUGACCACUUACACCUCAGAACACCCAAUACAAGUAGAAAGGCCGCAGGGCUCGACGACAUCGCGGACGGCACCCAAGUACGGCAACGCGGAGCUCAUGGAGACGGGCGAUGGGGUGCCCGUAAGUAGCCGGGUGUCGGCGAAAAUCCAACAGCUUGUCAACACCCUCAAGCGACCAAAGCGGCCGCCGUUACGGGAGUUCUUUGUCGAUGACUUUGAAGAACUGCUGGAAGUUCAACAACCAGAUCCGAACCAGCCCAAGCCAGAGGGAGCACAGAUGUUGGCCAUGCGCGGGGAGCAGCUGGGAGUGGUCACCAACUGGCCCCCGUCCCUGGAAGCCGCGUUGCAGCGAUGGGGGACCAUCUCCCCGAAGGCCCCGUGCUUGACCACGAUGGACACGAAUGGGAAGCCCCUGUACAUCCUCACUUACGGCAAACUGUGGACAAGAAGUAUGAAGGUUGCUUACAACAUUCUGCAUAAAUUAGGUACAAAGCAAGAGCCGAUGGUACGACCUGGAGACCGGGUGGCGCUGGUGUUCCCCAACAAUGACCCUGCUGCCUCGAUGGUGGCCUUCUACGGCUGCCUGCUGGCCGAAGUUGUCCCCGUGCCCAUUGAAGUCCCGCUCACGAGAAAGGACGCCGGAAGCCAGCAGAUUGGGUUCUUGCUCGGAAGCUGCGGAGUCACCGUGGCCUUGACGAGCGACGCUUGCCACAAAGGGCUGCCAAAAAGCCCGACGGGGGAGAUCCCGCAGUUCAAAGGUUGGCCAAAGCUGCUGUGGUUUGUCACCGAGUCAAAGCAUCUCUCCAAGCCCCCUCGAGAUUGGUUCCCACACAUCAAAGAUGCGAACAAUGACACCGCGUACAUCGAGUAUAAGACGUGCAAGGACGGGAGCGUGCUCGGGGUGACCGUGACCAGGAUCGCACUGCUGACCCACUGCCAGGCCCUCACCCAGGCGUGUGGCUACACAGAAGCGGAAACCAUAGUGAAUGUGCUGGAUUUCAAGAAGGACGUCGGGCUCUGGCAUGGAAUCCUGACCGUAAGUGCGACCCCGUGUGUGCUGGCUGGGCUGCAUGCCACGGCGGGAAUUAGGCUUCCAGCCAUCAUGUGUUCAGUGAAGCCGGAUGGCAUCCCUCAACUUUGUCGAACAGAUGAAAUCGGGGAGCUCUGUGUGUGUGCCAUUGCAACAGGCACGUCCUAUUACGGCCUCUCGGGCAUGACCAAGAACACCUUCGAGGUAUUUCCCGUGACGAGCUCGGGGGCCCCUGUCAGUGAGUACCCCUUCGUAAGGACAGGCCUGCUGGGCUUCGUCGGCCCUGGGGGGCUCGUCUUCGUGGUGGGCAAGAUGGACGGGCUCAUGGUGGUCAGUGGACGCAGACACAAUGCAGAUGAUAUCGUUGCCACGGCACUGGCCGUGGAGCCCAUGAAAUUCGUCUACAGAGGAAGGAUAGCCGUGUUCUCAGUGACCGUCCUGCAUGACGAGAGGAUCGUGAUUGUGGCCGAGCAGAGGCCGGACUCCACGGAGGAGGACAGCUUCCAGUGGAUGAGCAGGGUGCUCCAGGCGAUUGACAGCAUACAUCAAGUCGGGGUUUAUUGCCUAGCCUUGGUUCCAGCAAACACCCUCCCCAAAACCCCACUCGGUGGGAUCCACUUGUCAGAAACGAAGCAGCUCUUCCUGGAGGGCUCACUUCACCCCUGCAACGUCCUGAUGUGCCCCCAUACCUGUGUCACAAACUUGCCUAAACCUCGACAGAAGCAACCAGAAAUCGGCCCUGCCUCUGUGAUGGUGGGGAACCUGGUGUCUGGGAAGAGGAUCGCACAGGCCAGUGGCAGAGACCUGGGCCAGAUCGAAGACAAUGACCAAGCCCGCAAGUUCCUGUUCCUCUCGGAGGUCCUGCAGUGGAGGGCACAGACCACCCCCGACCACGUCCUGUACACGCUGCUCAACUGUAGGGGUACGAUAGCAAGCUCGCUAACGUGUGUGCAGCUGCAUAAACGUGCCGAGAAGAUCGCCGUGAUGCUCAUGGAGAGAGGACACCUGCAGGACGGGGACCACGUGGCUCUCGUCUACCCGCCAGGAAUAGACCUCAUCGCUGCGUUUUACGGCUGCCUGUACGCAGGCUGUGUGCCAAUAACCGUCCGCCCCCCACACCCACAGAACAUCGCAACAACGCUGCCGACCGUGAAGAUGAUCGUGGAGGUGAGUCGUUCUGCCUGCUUGAUGACAACACAGCUCAUCUGUAAGUUGUUACGGUCCAGGGAGGCAGCUGCGGCCGUAGACGUCAGGGCGUGGCCCCCCAUCCUGGACACAGAUGAUUUGCCAAAGAAGCGGCCCGCCCAGAUCUACAAACCUUCCAACCCAGACACGCUAGCUUAUCUCGACUUCAGCGUGUCCACGACCGGGAUGCUUGCUGGAGUGAAGAUGUCCCAUGCAGCCACUAGUGCCUUCUGCCGUUCCAUUAAGCUGCAGUGUGAGCUCUACCCUUCUCGAGAAGUGGCCAUCUGCUUGGACCCUUACUGUGGACUUGGGUUUGUCCUGUGGUGCCUCUGUAGGUAAGUAUC
Messenger RNA from Leptonychotes weddellii (Weddell seal), 2788 nucleotides. The record is from RefSeq and is a predicted model, not a curated record. NCBI's taxonomy places the organism in Eukaryota, Metazoa, Chordata, Mammalia, Carnivora, Phocidae.